Symbiodinium sp. CCMP2456 is the source of this 1479-nucleotide messenger RNA. Lineage: Eukaryota; Dinophyceae; Suessiales; Symbiodiniaceae. The record is from the annotation of a GenBank genome assembly.
AUGGCGUCGUGCAGAUGGUGUCGAUGCUGUCGCAUUCCAGAUACCUGUUGCGGCGUGGACCUUCAUAAUCUUUUUGCAUACAGUACGACCAAGUACAUUGUCAUCCGUGAUGCCCGGCUUGGCUUGCUACACUACACGCUGAUGUUCUUCAUUGUCGUGUACAUACUGGUCUACCAGCUUAUCGGCAACUUAGGAUACCUCAAGUUUAAUGAUGCGCAGAACACGGUGCGGCUGACACUGCAAGAGCCAACUGCCGGAUGCAACCCAAAUGAUACAGGUUGCAAGGACAGCUUCGCACCGCUGAGCCAUCUCCCAUACUGCUGUGCGCAGAACUCCAGCUGCAAGACCAACGACGACGGCUCAUGCUCGUGCGAUUAUCGACCUGCGUUCAAGGAUUACAACUGCACCUGGAUGUCGGGAACAUCUGCGGCCGCUAUACGUGAGAGCUCCAUCGUAGUCUCGACAUUUACACAUGAAUACACCAUGACUCUGAACACGAGCUGCUUCACUUCAUACCCAGCUGCUGCUGAAAGCUGCGAUGAGUUGUAUAUUGUGCAGGAGAAGGCGCAGGUCUUCACGGCGGACGUGGAAUCCUUCACGCUCCUCAUCGACCAUUCCGUGACAUCGCCGAAAUCUGGACUGGCCACGACAUCGAGAGACAUGAAGGGCCUGCUAUUCGUGGGGCCCAACGGGAACGAUGGCAGUGAAGCAACUGCACUGAAGGAUGGACUGUGCAGCAGUGCCGCCGAUGCAGUUGAUGCACCUCGCAAUGGCCGCACCACAAACAAGGCCCCAUGCUACUUGAAGCCGAACUCGGCGGGCGGCUUGGACUUCUUUGCCGUCGGCACGCUGCUGCAGGCAACUGGCGUCUCCUUGGAGAGCGAGAGCUAUCCAGGAAGCGGCCAUUCAACGCGCUAUGAGGGGAUCACCAUCAAUCUGAACAUCGAUUACAGCAACUCCGUGCCCUGGCAUGGCCUGCAGGAAAAUAUCAGCUAUCUCUACAAGCCCUCGGUAAUACCACGCAGCACCUUCAAAACAACGGAGGCUUCUCCGCUGUCGCCAGACGGCCUACACGUGCUCAAGAAAAGCCUGCAUGGUUUGCUGUUCGAAGUACGAGCUGGCGGGCAGCUGGCAACGUUUGAUUUCACGCAACUCCUCUUGCAGCUCACUACAAGUCUCACACUGCUGGCCCUCGCAACGGUGGGUGUGAACAUCAUGGCGCAGUACGUCCUGAGAUACCGUCACUACUAUUCGGAGGCGCUGUACGAUAGAACUGCCGAUUUCGAUAACAUCAGUUUUCUGGAGCGCCAAUCCGAUGAACAGCUCCGGCAGGAGCUCAGGGAUCGCAAUCUCCCCGCCAGUGGGCCAAGAGAGCGGAUGAUCCUCCGGCUCAUGGAGUAUGGAUACCGCCCAACUGCGACGCCGAGCCUCAGCUUCCGCAGCGAGCGGGCAGCGCUAGCAUCGGCGCCCGAUCCUUGA